AUGCAAGAAGAGAUAUUGAUUCCCUUUGUGUUUGUUGAGAACUGUCAGAAUCAAACCACUUCAGAAUCUCUCUACCCUGUUGAUGACGAUCACUUACUCAAGGCUGUAGACAAAACAGCUGUAAAUUUUAUUGUAACUGAUGAACAAGGGUCUGAUGAGCUCAGCAACAUGGCAGAAUACCUAAAGAGACUUUAUUACUGGUUCCUUUUGGGUCCAAUUAUCACGCUCGAAUGGCUGAGACGAAAGAAGAAACUCUGUUGUGUGACGAUAUCACAACAAGUCCAUGAGGAAUCUGCAGCUGACAACGAGGAAAAUGCGCGGUUAGUCCCAAGAGUCGAGGAGAGUCAGGAACAGAACAUACAAGACAUCACCGGCGGGGAAAUUGAAAGUGAGACUCAACCUCUAAUCACUACAGCAGACACAGACACUGAUAUAACAACAAUUAACCACAUGGGCAGAAUUAUAGUUCGUGUGACAAGGAUAUUUGGAAUCCGUUACCUCGCAGUUUGUCUUGGUUACGUGCUUCUCACUCUGGCAGCGCUCCCUGUAGGUAUAUCAAGUGGGGGAUGGUCUUUUUUCCGAUUUGAUGAACAAGAAAGAAAUAAGCAAAAAAACUUUUGGAACUCUAUUCUACCCGACAACAGCACUAAAUUCCCCCUAGGAAAAGCACGUCGGGUUUCAUGUAUUCUCACUUUUUGGUGGUCAGCUUUUCAAAUCUUUUGUUUUUUCAUUUACAGUAGGUUUAAUUGUGCGAGUACUUGGACCGUUUUGACAAACGGUUCAAAGUUGAUUCGAAGUGACUGGUUUUCAUCCAACAUGUAUUUGCUCUUAUUAUGUGCAAUCGUGCCAUACUGUUCCCUCGGACCUAUUUCUUCGCAGUUUCUCUUUUUUAUGGUUUACAAUAUGAUGUGCACAGUCUCCAAUUUUCUUUUCAUUAUCAUCCUCAACAAACACAAAGUUGUCACAAGGUAUGUGUUGUACAUCAGUGUGUGUAUGACCUGUGCUUAUGUUGAAAGUGACAUAGUAGCUGUGUUUUAUUUCAUCCUUAAUUCUCAAGGCUCCCUGAACAAGUUAAAACUCACAGCUCUUCGCACUGCAGCACUUGGCCUCACUUUGACCCUGAGUUUCAGUUCUUCAAUGCACAUAAUCCGCAAACUUAUGAAGCCACAGGAGUCUGUGUUUGAGGGACUGGGAGAGAGGUGA
This is a messenger RNA of Pocillopora meandrina, 1203 nucleotides long. Lineage: Eukaryota; Metazoa; Cnidaria; Anthozoa; Scleractinia; Pocilloporidae. The record is from the annotation of a GenBank genome assembly.